CUUCGUCUUUGAUUUAAUAAAUAUAAAAACAAAGGUGAAUUGAUGUCUCGUUCAUAUGAUUCUUCUUCCAAACAUGCCCGUUUAACCAAAUCGAAAGCAACCGAAUCAACAACUGCUAUCCAACCCUUGGAAAUCACAACUACUGCUGUCGUCACUGGAAGUGGAGCUAUGAAACCUUCUAGUCGUAGCUUAGAAGAUAGAAAACCAUCCUUGAUGCCUUCAAGCCACUUUCAAUCUAUUAUUGGAACUUCUUCUACUCCAGUUGAUACCUUGACCGCCUCAACAUCAAGUGAUAAUAAUUACAAUGGUAAAACCGACACCAGCAACACUAUUAGCGAUCUGCCAAUCUCGAGUCAUACAGAUAACCAAGCUCAAACCAAUACCCAAUACCAACAACAGGAAAAACAGCACCAUUACAAGCAUGGUGAACAACAAAAAGGUGAACAAUACCAACAACACCAAGAGGGACAGGAUGAAGGACAACAAGAACAGAAAGAGCAAGAACAAGAACAGCACCAGCAACGACCACAAUUACAUUCACAACCAGAAUCACUAGCAGAGUCACAAGCAGAACAACGACAACAACAACAACAAAAUGAGUCACUUGAUCUACAUCGGAAGAAAUCACAGCGCCAUCAUCACCACUUUAUAAAAUCGCCAGUAUUCAAUCAAGGAGAUCUUUCUGCCAGUGUAGAUACAGCAGCUUCUCCUCUUGUCUCUCCAAUGGUCUCUGGUGCUUUAUCUGCCACGGUGACGACUCUUGAUACCGCAUUUCCUGGUUUACCUCCUCCUAUAGAUGGUCCUUCUGAAGCAAUGGCAGCUUUAUAUGAUGUUGCCAACGAAUCUGUCAAAUCAAAACCAAAUCGUAAUACUACAUCUGAUACAUUGGCUCAACUAUUUGAUUCCUCUUUCUUCUCUGCGAUUCUUUUGGUACAAUGGUCCAAUGUGGUGGGCCCCAAAGUGAGUAAGGCAUGGUCAGCGGAACCUAUGGAACCUUCUUUAUUGACAACAAUUGCUCGACAAGUACUGAAUGGUGAAAUGGGAAGGACAUUAUCAGAUAUUGAACCCAAAUGGUUGAUCCUUCAUCAGCAAGCUUUGGUGUGUACUGCAUUUUUAUUUCAAGAUCCAUCCUCCUUAUCUCUCUGUAGUCUUGUCAUGGUAGUACCUGUACGUUAUCUGCGAAACUUUUCCAAGUACUUCAAGGUACUCUCCCAACGUGUUCCUCGUCAAUUGAUCGACGUUUUGGUCAGACUUCGGAAGCUAUACCGCCGGCUCAAUAUUUCAUGGUCUAUUACUCUUGAUUAUUUCGCCAAUGUCCAUCUCAUUCCUUUUGUUCAAUCUGUCAUGGAUUUGGAAUCUGUCUCGUUACCCACUGAGUGGCUCAAGAUCAGUCACACACUUUUGGCUAGAGACACGAAACCCAUCAUCAACGCUGAUUUUCUUGCUCAAAUCAUUACUUCUCAUUUACAAACUUAUGGAUCGACUUUAUUAAUCGGGAAAAACUUGACAUUUAUGAAUACUGUGAUCAACACCUUGGCAUUGUUCUUAUCCUCGGAAGAAAAAAGUCGCUCCAGUCAUGCAAGAAAACAUCACAAGUAUAUGCCUGACCUCUAUUUACAAGGCCUUUUAUUACAGGAUAUGGAAGAUAUGAAGAUUCGAUUGGAAACAGCGUUAUUAAAGUCACCAGUACCUACGACACUUGUGGACCUCAACAAAUUACAAGUCAAACAAACACUCCUUCAACCUGGAUAUCGUCAAUUGAUGUAUCAAUGCCAUGAUGUAUUCUUAAAUAGAUUGGAGGAUGAUUUAUAUAUGUAUACGACCACUGGUGGAAACAUCAAAUCACAUACUGAAAGUUCUCAGAAACGACCUUUAACGCUUCAACCAACAAAGGAUAUAGCACCCAUGAUACAAUCAUUAUUGGAUGAAACGUUCCAACUACCAACUAGGAUGCGCGAAGCGUAUAUUCGACAAUGGCGAAGGGGAUUGAUCAAACAAGCGACGGCACUGGUCAAGUUUAUUGAAGAUGAAACAAGUGCGAUUCUAGCACAGUCAUCCUCAUCACCAUCAACAGGCACCUCAUCAGCAAAUAUGACUGAGUCUACGGUUUCAACAUCAUCAUUAGUACCUUCAUCGAUGAUGGAUGCUUUGGGUAUCAAUUCAUGGCAAGAUUUCUUGGUGAUACUGACAACGGCAGAUAAAUUGCGACCUGGCAUGGUGGGCUUUGUGGAUUCAUAUUCAAAUCGAUUAUAG
Halteromyces radiatus is the source of this 2253-nucleotide messenger RNA. RefSeq names its product C9orf72-like protein family-domain-containing protein. Gene Ontology annotation, molecular function: guanyl-nucleotide exchange factor activity. Bases 43 to 2253 code for a protein of 736 amino acids. The transcript is spliced from 8 exons. The record is from RefSeq and is a predicted model, not a curated record. Gene Ontology annotation, biological process: autophagy; endocytosis. Gene Ontology annotation, cellular component: endosome; autophagosome. Lineage: Eukaryota; Fungi; Mucoromycota; Mucoromycetes; Mucorales; Cunninghamellaceae.